CCCACUCACUCCUCCCUGCAUCCCCCACCCGAACCGAAUUCCCGCAAGAGCACGAGGCAUCGCGGCGGCGGCGGCGGCGGCGGCGGCAUCUCCGUCGAUCUCCGGCGAACACUUGUGCGCAGUCGAUAGGGGUUCAUCCUGUCCUGUCCGGGGUGAGGCGGGGCGCCGGUGAACCACGAGGCCGACGACGGUCCUCCAUCUACACCUCUGCCGUCGCCGGCGAGCUUCGCGAUGGGAUACAACCGGAGACGCGGCCGUGGAUCCUCCUCCUCCUCGUCGUCGCGCCGCACCAAGCAGGAAGCCGCGUGGGAUGAUGGUCCCGGGACAUCACUUCCAAGGCAGGAAGACACUGAAGAAGAACCAAAAGGUCCAAAAAUUCAGCUUGCUAUGUGGGACUUUGGCCAAUGUGAUGUUAAAAGAUGCACUGGUCGUAAGCUUUCAAGAUUUGGGCUAUUAAAGGAGUUGCGAGUGACCAAUGGUUUUGGUGGUGUUGUUCUCAGCCCUGUUGGAACACAGUGUGUUUCCAAGGAAGAUCGUCAUAUCGUGCAAAGAAAAGGACUUGCUGUUGUUGAUUGUUCGUGGGCGCGAUUAAGUGAUGUCCCUUUUGUGAAACUCCGUUGUGGCGCUCCUCGUCUCUUGCCAUGGUUGGUUGCGGCAAACCCUGUCAAUUAUGGUCGUCCAUGUGAAUUGUCUUGUGUGGAAGCUUUAUCAGCAGCCCUCAUAAUAUGUGGGGAGGAAGAGACAGCGCAUCUGUUGCUUGGGAAAUUCAAGUGGGGUCACUCGUUCUUGUCAGUUAACAGAGAGCUGCUCAAAGCAUACUCGCAGUGUGAAAAUGGCACCGAGAUAAUCAAUGUGCAGAAUUCUUGGUUGUCAAGUAACUCUAAUGUUCCAAAGUCACCUGUAAACGCGGCAGAGAAAUCACACCAAAGCACAGAGGAAGGAUCUGACGCUGACUCCGACGAUGGCUUGCCACCUCUAGAGGAAAACCUGAACCACCUGAACUUUAACCAAGAUGACGAAAGUGAGGAGGAAAGUGAAAGUGAUGAGUAACAAAUGGCGUCAGAAGGGAACAUUUGGAGCUGUCCAGCACUUUUAAAUGUGUACUUGAGUAAGUUAAUUUUUGGCUAAGUGCUGUGAUUCGAGCCAAAAUAGGAUCUUCCGAUGUCCAAUGAAAACAAUCUUCAAUGGUCUUGAGGACAGAUCAUGGCUCAGAAAGAAUCACAGUACCCUUAUUGCGUUGCGCUUGCUAAAAUCAUUUGAGUUUCUCUGUUCCAAUCUUAAGUACAGACAUGAACAAAACGAAAUUGCAAUGGACAGCAGCUGGUUUAGUCAUUGCAAUGGACAGGUUAGAUACCUGAAAUCACUUUGUAUUAUUCCAAAUUGAGCUAUGAUCUUACAUGUAUUUUUGAUUGAUACAUAACACCUGCAUUACUUUUGACUUCA
Molecule: messenger RNA, 1443 nt
Organism: Oryza sativa Japonica Group (Japanese rice)
Lineage: Eukaryota; Viridiplantae; Streptophyta; Magnoliopsida; Poales; Poaceae
Source: RefSeq, a predicted model, not a curated record